CCAACAACGUGAUGCUAUAAUUUUAGGUUCUCCCAACUUGCCACAGCCCCACGAGUCUCUCCUCCUCCUGCUUAUAAGGAGCAUGGCCACCUCUUGCCCAUACCAUCAUUCCCUAGACUUCUUCAUUCUUUGAGUCCCUUUUGUAAACCAUCUUUUAACUUUAGCACCCUAACUCUCCUCUAUCACUCCUCUUACCAGCUCGCUACAAUCGCCGUACGAUUCAUUCCAACUUUCGUGUUCAUAUAUUUACCUAAGAUUACUGAUGGCAUCGGUUUCUUCCUCGAGGAAUCACAGCUCCUCGUGGACGCCGAAGCAGAACAAGUUGUUCGAGAAGGCGCUGGCCGUGUACGACAAGGACACGCAGGACCGCUGGCACAAUGUGGCCAAGGCCGUGGACGGAAAAACUGUGGAGGAAGUGAAGAGGCACUAUGAGAUUCUGGUGCAUGAUCUCAUGCACAUAGAAUCCGGCCAAGUCCCUAUACCGAAUUAUAAGGCCACCGGAAGCAGCAGCAGCAGCAACGGCAGCAACAGAGGAUUGGGUGAUGAGCAGAGGCUAAUGAAAAAUCUGAAGAUCUGAUGGAAGGGACCAGAAGACUUAAGUGUGAAUGUGUUACUUUUAUCAGUGACCAAUAACCCUAUGUGUUUCCUCUCCUAUCUUUUGUAAUGAUUUUCUGCUUGAAAAUAUAUGUUAUGUGUUUCUGUUUUCAUGAACUAAAA
Messenger RNA from Malus domestica (apple), 717 nucleotides. Its product is annotated as protein RADIALIS-like 6. The record is from RefSeq and is a predicted model, not a curated record. Gene Ontology annotation, molecular function: DNA-binding transcription factor activity. Lineage: Eukaryota; Viridiplantae; Streptophyta; Magnoliopsida; Rosales; Rosaceae.